CUUCAUCUGACCGGAGGACCUUUCCAUCCUCCGGUCCUCCGACCCUUCGGCACUCCCCCCCGUUGACCGCCGCCGACCGCCGCGGUCCCAUGGCGCGGAACCACUGGAUGCACAUGGAUGCCCGGCAGACGGAGUGCCUCCGGGUGGUUGGCGUGCUGCUUUUGCUCACCUUCAUCGGUGUUCUUUGUGGUGUUGCUCUGACGAGCUUUGCCUCGGAUCCGCCCUUCACCACGGACAUGCCCUCCGUAGCCUUGACUCCGAGCUGGCCGCGCCCGGCGGCGCCGCCGUUUCCCGGAGCGGCGGUGAGCGCCGGAAGUGCCGUUCCGGGACUUCCUGCAGCGAACUUCUCGGCGAUUUUGCCCAAAGGGGUGGUGCUGGAUGACUUUGUUUUCCUUGGGAAGGGCAACUGCAUCAACCAGCAAGGCCAGAACUUCUCGGGUCCAAUUCUGAGAUAUACCUCCACAGCGCUGCCCGAUGGCUCGAGCCCGGAAUGUACCAAGCUCUGUCUGCUCGUGCCCUCCUGCACUGGCUAUGAGGUGCAGCAGGCUGCUGGAUCUUGCUACAUUUUUGCAGAUGGCCUGUUUCAUCCCAGUGCGGCGCGAGGGAGGCUGGAUGCCAAGUGCUUCUGGCGGCACCCGAUGGCAAAGGACACCAAGACAGCGUUUCAAGGUCAAGAAGUGCUUCCGGUUCCGAAGAUCAUUUGGAGCUAUUGGAGCAAUAGACCUGACUCACCUGAGGUGCAGAGCUUGUUCGUGGAGGCCUGCAAAGCCUCUUGGAGAGCCUUGAAUCCCGACUACGAGAUCCGACUGCUGGACGAGAGCAGCUUGCACGAGUUCCUCACGCCCCAGGAUCUGCCGAGGACCUUCGAGUUUCUCACGGUCCAACAUAAAUCCGAUGCCAUUCGCCUGGCGCUGUUGCUGCGCUACGGGGGUGUGUGGGUGGAUGCGACCACGCUUAUGACGCAUUCCCUGCAGAGCUUGCUGGGCAGCGACCCCCAGAUCCGCACCUUCUUCUCGCUGCCGCCGAUUUGGGAGGACGAAUCCCUGCGCGCCAAUGACACGCGAGUGGACUGGAAGGACCACGCGUACAAUUGGUUUCUGGAGUCGCCCCCGAACGAUCUCUUCAUCCGACGGGUCCGGGAUUGUGCUUGGCAGUUCCUGGAUGGCGCCAGCCGGCACGACCUGCGGCUCACCGGGAUGUUCACGCCGCAGCAGCUGGAGAUCAUGAAGCGCCUGGGGAUUCGCACCUACCUCUCGUCGGAUGCGUGCAUCUUUAGGACCAUCUUCGAGGAUCGCGCCUUGUGGAAUUGGUUCCAUAGCCCACGGGUGCGGAUCCACAACCCCACUGGACGCAUGGGCUUCACUUGGAUGGCCAAUAUGACGGACUACUCGCAGCGGAUCUUCCAUCGGGUGGACCAGGAGCUGGCGGAGGAGUUUAUCACCGACGAGGGCUUGUUCAUGAAGUUCACGGGAGAUAUGCGGAAGGCUAUGGUCCUCCCGGUGAAUCCCUUGGCCAUUUGGUGUUGGCGCAACACCUUGCGAUUGGUCUUGGAUUCCAUUGGUGUCGACUCCUUAAGCCACUGCGCCCGCAGUGGCUUCGCCGUCCAGCAGAGACCCAUGUAGUGCCACGAGAGAUGUAGCCGAUGAGUCGCAAAAGCGGCGGUUUGGGGCGCCUCUUCAAGCGGAGUUCGCCUCGACUCAGUGGCUGAGAGCACAAGACUCAGUGACUUGGGGGCAGAGGUCUGAGAAUCUGAGCAGAGGUCUGAGCCUGUGGAAGGCUUGGCUCUCAGUUCCAAACGGCUCUCCCUAGUCAGUCGGUUUCACCGAACGAAGGAACCGUCCAAUGGCGCCCCAAACAGGAUCGCGAAGCGAAUCGCG
Molecule: messenger RNA, 1877 nt
Organism: Durusdinium trenchii
Lineage: Eukaryota; Dinophyceae; Suessiales; Symbiodiniaceae
Source: the annotation of a GenBank genome assembly